AUGUCAGACACUUUCUUAGAGUCGAUCGGGAAGGAGGACACCAUAUACCGUGAUGAGGCUGGAUUCGAUGACAACUUCAAGCUCGACAUCGAUUUUGCGAAGAUGGAGUUUGUGGAAACCCUCAAGGUCUCAGAAGCAUCCUCCAUAUUUCAUGUCAACUACUGUGGCGAGCCACGGGUCUUGAAAGUGUUCCACAAUAAUGGGGAUCCUGGGUACGCCUGCAAUCACAUUCAAGACUUGAGCCGCUCUCGCUGCGAGAUCAGAGCGUAUUGCAGGCUUAAACAGUCCAAAAUAUGUGAUUCUGGCACUGUGCCCAAUUUCUAUGGUUUUAUGCUAGCCAUCGACCCAGCCAACUGUGCUCCUUAUCUUGAUGCCUUUCGACAUGACACAGAUUUUCCAUCUGCCAUUUUGAUUGAGUACCUGCCAAAGCCUUUGGAAAUGAACUGUGUUACUUAUACAGCAGAACGUAUGCAGAAAGCUGUCAUUGGCAUUCAGAAAAUUCAUUCGGCUUUAGUUGAGCAUAAUGAUCCUUACCCAAAGAAUAUCCUCAUUGUUCCUAGUGAUCAAGGUGAUCAAGAGAGGGUUAUAUGGGUUGAUUUUGAUAUUGCGAUUGUUUAUCCCAAUGACACGUACAUUGAAACGAGGCGAAGUGGCCGGAUUGAGUUUGAAACUGAAGUUGUUGAAAGCUUCGGACGGCUACUUGAAAAAGAUCAAAAACAGGGUCUGCCUCCAAACACGAAAUACUACUAG
Messenger RNA from Histoplasma capsulatum G186AR, 750 nucleotides. RefSeq lists its product as uncharacterized. NCBI's taxonomy places the organism in Eukaryota, Fungi, Ascomycota, Eurotiomycetes, Onygenales, Ajellomycetaceae. The transcript is spliced from 3 exons. The record is from RefSeq and is a predicted model, not a curated record. Bases 1 to 750 code for a protein of 249 amino acids.